Colletotrichum siamense is the source of this 912-nucleotide messenger RNA. RefSeq names its product Acetylesterase (gene aes1-0). Gene Ontology annotation, molecular function: hydrolase activity, acting on ester bonds. The record is from RefSeq and is a predicted model, not a curated record. The transcript is spliced from 2 exons. Bases 1 to 912 code for a protein of 303 amino acids. Lineage: Eukaryota; Fungi; Ascomycota; Sordariomycetes; Glomerellales; Glomerellaceae.
AUGAAGUCUUUCGCAACUGCUCUCUCUUUCGCAGCCGGCCUGUCCCUGUCCUUUGCCAGCCCUACCUGGCACGUCAGCCGCGGCGCCGCCGUCACCCCGAGACAGGCCAACAGCUCCUCCAAGAGCCUGAUCGUCUUCGGCGACUCCUACUCCACCGUCGGCUUCUGGCCCGGCGGCACCCUCCCCGCCGCCGGCAACCCGCUCGGCAACCCGGCGCUGCCCGGCCAGACCACCUCGAGCGGCCUCAACUGGGUCGGCCACCUCACCAGCACCCUCAACACCAGCCAGAUCCUCACCUACGACUUCGCCGUCACGGGCGCCACCACCGACAAGGACAUCGUCGACACCUACGCGCAGUACUGCGUCGACGACCAGGUCGACCAGUACAAGCAGUACGUCUCCGCCGCCGUGACCGACAAGGCCAACGCGCUCGUCGCCGUGUGGAUCGGCAUCAACGACGUCGGCGAGCCCUUCUGGGACAAGGAGUCCGCGCCCGUGGCCAAGAUCAUGGACCGCUACUUCGAGCUGCUCCAGACGCUCGCCGACGACGGGCUGAAGAACUUUGUGCUGCUCUCCGUCCCGCCCUUCUCCGACCAGAUCCCCGCCAUGAUCGGCCAGAGCGAGACCGAUUUGCAGCGCCUGCGCGACGACAUCAGCUCCUACAACUCCGAGCUCACCACCCGCCUAGCCACGUUCAAGAGUGCCAACAGUGGCGUCAAGGGUCUUGUUUUCGACACCAAGCCUUCUUUUGAUACUGUUGUCGAGAACUUUGCGCAGUACGGUGCCAAGGACGCGACUUGCUACGGCUCCAGCGACUGCAUCUGGGCCGACAACUACCACGCCGGUCUUGCUAUCCACAAGCUGCUUGCGCAGAACCUGGUCAAGGGCGUUGCUGAGAACUUUGUCUUCUAA